This is a messenger RNA of Armigeres subalbatus, 999 nucleotides long. RefSeq lists its product as uncharacterized. Lineage: Eukaryota; Metazoa; Arthropoda; Insecta; Diptera; Culicidae. The record is from RefSeq and is a predicted model, not a curated record. The transcript is spliced from 3 exons. Gene Ontology annotation, biological process: DNA integration. Gene Ontology annotation, molecular function: nucleic acid binding. Bases 1 to 999 code for a protein of 332 amino acids.
AUGGUCAUCGUACGCGUGGUUCAGCACAUCGAACUACGCGAUGAAAUCCAGCGAGUGAAAACUAAAACGCUUUGCAAACGCAUCGGAAAUCUCAAUCCUAUCUACACCGAUGAUGGUGUGCUAAGGGUCGGUGGACGACUCAAGCAUUUCAACUUAUCCGACGAAUCAAAGCACCAGCUGAUUCUUCCGAACGCAAGACCAGUCACACAUCGCCUGAUCCGAGAAAUGCAUCACGAACUUUUCCAUAUUGGACCGGCUGGGCUUCUUUCUGCAAUCAGACAGCAGUUUUGGUUGCUAUGCGCUCGAUCAACCAUUCGACAGGUGACUAGGUCAUGCGUGAAAUGCUUUCGAUCGAAUCCAACAGGCAUUUCUCAGCUCAUGGGCGAUCUUCCAAAACAACGAGUGACACCAUCCCCCGUCUUCAGCAUUACUGGUGUGGACUAUGCCGGACCGAUGCUUGUGAAGCAAGGAUCACAUCGUCCAACGGUGGUCAAAGCUUACAUCGCGGUUUUCGUUUAUAUGGCAACGAAAGCCGUACACUUGGAGUUGGUGUCCGAUCUGACAACCGAUGCAUUUCUCGCCGCCUUGCAACGCUUCGUGAGCCGUAGAGGAGUUGUUUCGCAAAUUCAUUCUGAUAAUGCGACAAAUUUUCAUGGUGCUAAGAAUGAGCUUCACCAUGUAUUCGAGAUGUUCCGGAACCAGCCCGACGUAGACAAGAUAGUAAGGUUUUGCCACUUGAAAGAAAUUGAGUGGCAUUUCAUUCCGCCAGACUCUCCCGAGUUCGGUGGCCUGUGGGAGGCUGCCGUAAAGAGUACCAAGACACACUUGAAACGAGUGAUAGGAAAUAAAACGUUAAAUUUCGAAGAAAUGGACAAAAACCGACCUCCACUGCACUGCAAGCUCGGUCGUAUCACCAAAGUCUAUCCUGGUCCCGACAGUUUGAAAACCAAGGCCAACCUGACGCUUCAACCGGGGGCAGGAUGUUACGUACACGGUUAG